AUGGAAAUGUGGAAUCCUGUGAAACUGAAGUUCAAUUAUCAGCAGUUGGUUGGUUUAGUAUGUCCCAAGUUCCAGUUACUUGCGUUGACAUUUGUAGUCAAGCUUUCAACUGCGGUUCGCUCACCGUCAGAGGAAGACGAAGGAAAGAAAAUAGUUGAAGAAGAAAAAGAGGGGGCAGUGAAAGGGAUGGUCUUGUUUGUUGGGACCAGUGCUCCGUGUAUCAGACGAAACGAUUCAUGGUUUUGUCUUGUUGAACUUCGCUCUCAGCUGCUUCUCUAUAACUAUCUUGCAUUUUUUGGAAAGGAAUACUGA
Sphenostylis stenocarpa is the source of this 312-nucleotide messenger RNA. The record is from the annotation of a GenBank genome assembly. NCBI's taxonomy places the organism in Eukaryota, Viridiplantae, Streptophyta, Magnoliopsida, Fabales, Fabaceae.